Molecule: messenger RNA, 2759 nt
Organism: Suillus clintonianus
Lineage: Eukaryota; Fungi; Basidiomycota; Agaricomycetes; Boletales; Suillaceae
Exons: 19
Coding region: 1-2328 (775 amino acids)
Biological process (GO): proteolysis
Molecular function (GO): calcium-dependent cysteine-type endopeptidase activity
Source: RefSeq, a predicted model, not a curated record
AUGUCCAAGACCAUCGCGGACGCAGAGAACAUUUACGCUAGAGCAGCAAAGUUCGAGCUAGAAAACGACUGGAACAACGCUUUCAAGCUUUACUUGGAAGCAGCAGAAGCGUUUCUUCACAUCAGCCGCAGUUCCGAUGCAAAAUACAGGAACAACGCUACCAAGGCACUAGAACGAGCUGAAAAGAUAAAACAGUACAAGUCAUCUCUCAUCAAUGGGAAUCAUAUCCCUUUGGCGACCACCACUCUUGACUCAUACAGCAGCCCAUUUACCGACCCUGAUGGUCAACCUCCCCUCGGCUCCGUCUUUCCUUCAUCAACAUGGAAGCGACCAAUCGACGUCAUCCCCCCUUCAUCCCUCGCCCUCCUCCCAAGCGAUAUCAUACAGAACAUAGUCAACGAUUGCUCAGUCUGCGCUUCAAUAGCCGUAUGCAUACAACACAACCUCCGCUUCAAAUCAAACUUGCUCCUCUCCUCCUUGCACACUUCCAACGACGGCAGAUACGAGCUUAAAGUCCUCAUCAACGGUGAUUACCGCCGCGUAAUCAUCGACGACCGACUCCCUUUCGACGCCAGCAACAAUCUCCUCGGCAUAUCAACAGGGCACAAGAACCAACUAUGGCCCUCAUUCGUAGAAAAAGCAUACAUGAAACUCAUGGGCGGAUACGAUUUCCUCGGCUCAAACUCUGCCAUAGACCUCCACGUCCUUAUCGGCUGGAUCCCAGAACACAUAGAUCUACGAAGCGCAUCCUUUGAGCGCGAACGAACCUGGUCCCGCAUUAUGACCGCUUUCCCAAGAGGGGAUUGCAUGAUGACCGUCGGCACCAACGACAAAACCGCACUCAACAACACCGCCAAGCUCCUCCCCUCACACGACUACGCAGUCACAGAUAUCAAAGAAACAAACGACGAGCGCUGGGUCACUCUUCUCGAUUCUCGUAUAUGCAGUCAGGCAUGCGAGUGUAAUGAGUCUGGUAGUUGUCCCAGGGUGCUUGAGAUGCGUUGGGACGAUAUAUGCGCGACUUUCGAGGGGUUGUAUAUAAGUUGGAAACCAUGUCUGUUUAAGAAUUAUAUUACUUUUCAUGGAUCGUGGCAGCUCGAAAACUCUGAGGACCUACCACGGGCUUCCACUCACCACCUCCGACUCAACUACCAAACAUCCACAGACCCCAAUGCCCAAGCCCCAUCAGACACAAACGAAAUCUGGGUCCUCCUAACGAGACACCUCCGCGACACGCGUCGAACGAGCGAAUACAUCGCGAUUAACGUACAAGAGGAUGAUAUGGUCAUUGGGGAUCCGGACCACGUUGCUCUCAAGAGCAACUACACAAACAGCACACACGUCCUCUCGCGCAUCAAAAUCGACCCCACCCAACCCUCGGGAUCGCUCUCGUUGUUGGCGUGCUAUGAUGGUCAAUUCGACGAGGUUGGGUUUACUGUUACGGCUUUUUCUUGUUCGUCGGAUGUGGUGUUGUCUUGGGAUACGAAGGUUCCUCCGCCGAGGUAUACACAUAAGAUCGACGGCGCAUUGACUAAUAAAACAGCUGGAGGGAAUUGCACGCAUCCGACGUAUAUGGUAAAUCCGCAGUAUCACCUCAAAGUGCAUAAUACCAGCACAAGCACAAGCACACACAUUCGGCCGAGCCAGAACAACAAGACACAAGUCAUACUCACCGCGCAGAGCGCUAGGGAUAUAUCGCUGAACAUCACAGCUGUGUGGUCGCAGGGCGAGCGUAUAUCAGAAUUGACUCAGAAAGAGGUGGUGGCUCAUUCUGGGCCUUAUACGUAUGGGCAUGCGCGCGUCGCUGCUCAUCUUGCUGCUGGCGAUUAUACAGUCGUAUUAUCAGCUUUCGAGCUAGACCAGACAGGGAAAUUUACGCUCAAGGUGGAGAGUCCCUCUCGGUUCGAGAUCAAGGCGAUACCGCAGGAGGGUGCGGGGAUGUAUGUCAAGACCGUCCGUGGGGAAUGGGAUUCGACGACGGCCGCAGGCGGACCUAGUCAAAAUCGGUACCACAGCAAUCCAGUCUUCGAAGUAACCAUCCCAUGCGCUUCUGAAUUCGGCGCCCGUCUACAACUCCUCGCCCGCGCCCCAGGCGUAUCCACAAACCUCUCUCUCUUCCCCUCUUCAUGCUCAAAUCUCCAACGAUGCAUCGCUUCCUCGGGGCCUUACUCCGACGCGCUUUCGGGCGUUGAUAUUCCCAAGCGGAGUAUAGGGCCUGGGAAGUAUUAUCUCGUGCCUUCGACGUACCACGCUGGCGUGCAUGCUCAGUUCCGGCUUAUACUUUAUAGCACCGUUUCAGGUAUCGAGGUCGUUGUGCGUUCUUCAUGACGCCCCGGGUUUGGCGCGUCGGGCGGGGGAAGAAAUUUUAGCGGUGAGAGCAAGAAUUCGGGAGGUGAGAGCAGGAAUUCAUUGACGCGUUUGAGAGUGGUACGCGAGGGGUUGGCUUCCGGACAACUCGUUAUUAUCCAGUGCAGGCGUGUUUUGAUAUCGUCUUUGGCUUUAUUUAAAUGCACGUCAGGGAACAAUUUUUUUUUUCUGGUAUAGUUGGCACGACGUACUGAGAACAUUUUCACCUUUAUACUCACCGCAGAAUUCUCCUGAUUCGUCAAAGAACUUUGUGAGAGCUGCUAGGGCGACGCCGAUGCUUGUGUCAGUGCCUGUUUCGCAUGCUAUGCAUAUGCGGCGUGCGUUUUGGAGGUGGAGCAGGAUGAAGGGGAUGGCUUGGGGGAGGACGGAGUGUAGGAAGUGAUGCUGGCCUU